GUGUCAUACAUUUCUUUCAUCCAGCUGCCUCUUCUUCUUUCCUCUCUGGAACUUCCUUUCUACACCUCCCCCAAAAGUUCCAGAGACCCCCCUCAAAAAUGCAAACACUUUCUCUUCUUUCACCCCUCUCUUGAAAUUCUUGUUCUUCUUCAAACCGUCGUCGUUUCAAUGCUUCCCCUACGCUUAACCGUCGUCGUUUCAUCUCUCCUCCUUUCUUGCAUCUUCCAACCCUUCUGUCUCGGGAUCCGCUCCUUCCCCACCGUAGACUCCACCGCCACCACCACCAGCACCACCACUUCCACCGCAACCACUAACCUCUUCCACUUCUCCGAAGCCCCGGAGUACCGAAACGGCGCCGGUUGCCCUGUCCCCGGCAACAAAAACUCCAUCCCAUCAUGCGACCCAUCUCUAGUCCACAUCGCAAUGACACUCGACUCCGGCUACCUCCGCGGCUCCAUCGCCGCCGUCCACUCCGUCCUCCGCCACUCCUCCUGCCCCGAAAACGUUUUCUUCCAUUUCAUCUCCGCCGAGUUCGACCCAGUGAGUCCACGUCUCUUGACUCGUCUGGUAAGAUCCAUUUUCCCCUCCCUCAACUUCAAAGUUUACAUCUUUCGUGAAGACACCGUCAUAAACCUCAUCUCCUCCUCCAUCCGCUUAGCCCUAGAGAAUCCCUUAAACUACGCGAGAAACUAUCUCGGUGACAUGCUUGACUCGUGCGUUGAACGAGUUAUCUAUCUUGACUCAGAUAUCGUCGUUGUCGACGAUAUUUCCAAGCUAUGGAGUGUGAAAAUGGCUGAAGGUAAGGUUAUCGGUGCACCAGAAUAUUGCCAUGCGAAUUUCACGAAGUAUUUCACAGACGAAUUCUGGGUUGACCCUUUACUGUCACGCGUGUUUGGAGCAAGAAAGGCUUGUUAUUUCAACACGGGUGUGAUGGUGAUGGACAUGGUGAAAUGGAGGGAAGGGAAUUACCGGAAGAGGAUUGAGAACUGGAUGGAGUUGCAGAAGAAGAGGAGGAUUUAUGAGCUGGGUUCUUUGCCACCAUUUUUGCUGGUUUUUGCAGGGAAUGUGGAAGCGAUUGAUCAUAGAUGGAAUCAGCAUGGACUUGGUGGGGAUAAUUUGAAUGGGGUUUGUAGAUCUUUGCAUCCUGGGCCUGUGAGUUUGUUGCAUUGGAGUGGGAAAGGGAAGCCAUGGGUAAGGCUUGAUGAGAAGAAGGCUUGUCCUUUGGAUUCUCUUUGGGAGCCUUAUGAUCUUUAUAAGCCUAGGAGUUAUAAAGAUCAGGAGAUUCAACCUUGGAGUUUUUCGUCUUCCAUUUUGGUUGGAUAUGCUCAUGAUUUGUUGUGAUCAAGGUCAGAUACCGCGAAAACAGACGCGACAAAACGAUAUCGGAAGAUGCUGAUACCUAAUUGUGGUUAAUUCCCACCAAGAAGAAUGCAAUCAAUUUCCACGACGAAGAAUGCAAUCAGUGUUGCAACACCUGAACGAAAUUGCGAAAUCCUUUAGUAUGAUUCAUUUUGAUACAUUUGUUGUUGUUGUUGAUGAUGUUGUUUAGAAAUUUGUGAUUCUUUUUUUCUUUUUAGGUUAUGUACAGAUUUGUUGUUGUUAAUUUUUUUUUCUUUUCAAUUUUGUUCAUCAUUCUUUAUGUAGAAUGGUUUUUGUUUUUUUUAGAGGUUUAAUUCUUGUGAUUUAGAUGUGAAAUUUGAAUUCUUUUUGGGGUGGGGGGUUCCAUUAUUUGGAGCAAUUUUGGUGGGUGGGAUAAGUACUUUUGAAUGGGGUCAGUAUUGAUUGUAUGCGCCAAACAAAGUGCAGAAUGAUAGACAGCUGUUUCAUUGUUUUUA
Molecule: messenger RNA, 1835 nt
Organism: Vicia villosa (hairy vetch)
Lineage: Eukaryota; Viridiplantae; Streptophyta; Magnoliopsida; Fabales; Fabaceae
Product: probable galacturonosyltransferase-like 9
Exons: 1
Coding region: 169-1341 (390 amino acids)
Cellular component (GO): Golgi apparatus
Molecular function (GO): glycosyltransferase activity
Source: RefSeq, a predicted model, not a curated record